AUGGUUUUAAGAUCCAGAGGUGGAGGUUGUGGGGGUAGAAAAUGGCAUCACGAUGGCAGACGGACGAAGAAACUGAAUUCUGUUAGAGAUUAUGUAUCAUGUGCUAAGUUUCUGGUUGAGGAGGAGAUUGCGCAAGAAAGCAAACUGGCUGGAUGGGGAUAUAGUGCUGGAGGAUUGUUAGUUGCUUCUGCCAUUAACUCUUGUCCAGAUUUGUUUCGUGCUGCUGUUUUGCAGGUCCCCUUUUUGGAUCCAAGUAGUACACUUGUGCUUCCUAUUUUACCACUAACACCUGCCGACUAUGAAGAGUUUGGGUACCCUGGGGACAUAGAAGAUUUUCAGGCUAUACGUCAAUACUCUCCCUAUGAUAAUAUUCAGAAAGACGCACUGUAUCCUGCUGUUCUGAUAACAUCAUCUUUUAAUACAAGGUUUGGAGUCUGGGAAGCAGCAAAAUGGGUCGCAAGAGUGCGGGAAUAUUCUAUAUAUGAUCCUAGACGUCCGGUACUGCUUAAUUUGACGACUGAUAUAGUCGAGGAGAACAGAUAUUUGCAGUGCAAGGAGUCGGCAAUGGAGAUGGCUUUUCUCAUUAAGAUGAUGGAUUCAUAG
Messenger RNA from Fraxinus pennsylvanica, 603 nucleotides. Lineage: Eukaryota; Viridiplantae; Streptophyta; Magnoliopsida; Lamiales; Oleaceae. The record is from the annotation of a GenBank genome assembly.